Molecule: messenger RNA, 1380 nt
Organism: Closterium sp. NIES-65
Lineage: Eukaryota; Viridiplantae; Streptophyta; Zygnematophyceae; Desmidiales; Closteriaceae
Source: the annotation of a GenBank genome assembly
AUGGCAACAAUGUCACCCCCUCCCCCUGUUCUCGAUUCCAAUUCCAGCUCGUCAGAUCUUCCCCCAGGCGCCUUUAUCGCCUCGAUCACCGCCGCGUUUCUUGCCUUCGUCGGUCUUUUCCUGUGCCUCGUUUUCGCUCGCUGGUUCAUUGCUCCUGAACCAGAACAGGAGGACGACAGGAAUAACCAGCGGCGGAGACUUUUCGGCUUGGAUAAAGACCUCGUCAAGAGCUUUCCGACCUUCGUUUUCGCAGCUGAGCAAGCCAAGGAGAGCGACUGUGUCAGUUUCCGUCAGUGCUGCAUCUGCUUACAAGACUACGAACCAGGCGACGAAAUCAAGUCUCUUCCGGUUUGCGGUCACAGGUUCCACGAAUCGUGUAUCGACAUGUGGCUGGAAGGGAAGAGAACUUGUCCAGUGUGCCGGGCGAAUCUCAGACCCAAGCCAUCGGUCGACAGCGGGUCGAAGUCCGCGACGGAUGGCGAACACGGGGAAGCAGAUGUCGUGAUCGCCAUCAAUCAACUUUGCGACAGCAAUGGACAGUGUUGCAACCCAGCUUUGUGUGACAACGCCUUUUCCCGCCGUCGCCGGGCGAAUCUGGCGCUCGAAAAUGGCGGCGCCUCACGCGGAAGGCCGGGAACGCGGGGACUGGAAGACGCGCUCGUUGAUUCCUUCCCCACGUUCAUGUUCUCCCCGGAAACGGCGGAGAGCGAUAAAUUCGUGGAGUACGGCGGUUUGAAGUUACCGGGAGAGGAAGGAAGAGGGGAUUUGGAGGGCGGGAAGGCGGUACCGAACUGGGGGGAAGGAGAGGGAUUUCGCGAGUGCGCGGUGUGCUUGGCGGAGUAUGUUUCCGGGGACAUGCUGAAACUGCUCCCCCCGUGCGGGCACGUGUUCCACGUGGACUGCAUUGACACGUGGCUCCAAGGAAAAACGACCUGCCCGAUAUGCCGCCGACACAUCGGUCCAAGUGCUGAAGUCAAGGAAGGAGAUUCAGAAGGAGGCGGGAUAGCGGGAGAUAGGGGACAACAAAUCGAGAGGGGAGAGCAAGGGGAGAGCAGCACGGGGGGAGGUUUAGCGGGUCUGGAAGCCGACAGAGAGGAGUUAGGGCAGCAAGCGGUGGCAGGAGCAGGUAGGGGGGUAGCAGAGGGGGAGACUUCGGCAAAUUCUGUGCCACAGAGUGCGAAUUCGGUUCCAAUUGAGCAGCAGUCCGUUUCAGCAGCAACCGCUGGGGGAGGCUUACCCUCAGUGUGGGUUCGACUGUGGUCAUUGUGGUUGAGAGAAGCUGCGACUCCUCCCGGGGUAGAUGGCCGCGUUCUUGAAUCUGUUCCGGUGGCCCCGUCCCCAUCUGCCGUGGUCUUUAUUCCUCCCUCUGGUGUAUCAUAG